UCUGUUCUUCCUGUUUCAGCACACAACUUACGUUGUUAUUGUGGUAGCAGACGUGAGAUGAAACCGCCUCCUCGUACCCGAAAUAAACCAGAGCGUAUCUUCAUACCUGAACAGGUAUCGCAACGUUCAGGUAAAGUGCCGAGUAAGUGGCGGCGAGCGGAGAAGAUUAAAUUCCUAAGUGCCUUGAAAAGACUCCAAAGGCCCGCCGGAUGCCUCGAAGAUAUCGACUGUGCUUUUCUGGCAAAAUACUUGCCUACUCGAUCCAUUUCAGAGAUCCGCUCUUUUGUGGAAGAUAUGAAAAACGAAGUGAUAACACGUGCGAGCUUCAAUCUUAAAAAGAAGCGCUGGAAAGAGAAGAAUGACAGAAAGCCUAUCGAGGUGUGGACAGACAUGGCUUCUACUAUGGCUGGAACCUAUGAACAAUCCAUUUCCAGUGCUUUCUCUCAGAUGCUAUUGGUGUCGUCUACAGAGCCUCGCACUCUGAGGAACUGUGACCCUCCCCAGAUCUACAGGUCACCCAGUGACAAAGACAGGCCUGUGGGUCGUACCAUCCCUUUUAGACCAGUGCCUGGUUUGCCAGUCCAAGGUGAGUAUCUUGGCAUCAGCACACCCCAACCUCUCCUGACAGUCAAGACUCCGGCACCAACUACUGGCCCAGCCAAAGGACGCCCAGCACUAUUCAAAUUAGUUAAAGUGCCAAACAACAACAUCCCUGCACCACAGCAACAGCCUUCUACCACAGCUGGAACCUCAUCUGUUGUCACCUCCACCUCUCUGCCUCCUGCCACCUCCACAAUCCCACAGUCUGCUACUUCAGUCAUAGGACAAGUCAGACCCAGUUCUAGCUCCGCAGCAGUGAUUGGCAGCUCUGUAAUCCAUACUGCACAGCAGCCCUCAGAGCAGCACUCCUCCACCUCUACUUCAAUUGCUGCUUCAUCUAGUCUUCACAUGCCCAUUUCUUCCUCUGGCACUAGUCUCAGCCAAAUUCCCAAUAUUGCUAUGUCCUCAUCCAGUUCUGCCAUCCCAGGCUGCUCCUACACCCACACCACGCCCCUGCUCUCCGCCUCCGCCACAGAAUGUCAGGCCAGGUUUGGUCGCACCAGCAAAUAUGCCACAAAAGAUAGUCCGAGAACAUUUGGUGUCAGCAGUGUAGUGGACUUUGAGAAAAUCUACCGCUACCUAAGUGUCAUCAAUAAGCCGAAUGAGAGAUGUCCUCUCAGCCCCAUGGAGAGCGCUGUAGUGUUGGACCUGUUGAUGUCUCUCCCACAGGAGCUUUCCCUGCUGGACUGCAACAAACUCCAUAAACAUCUGAUCCAGGUGUACAAGUGUCUCUCAUCCCCUGCUGAUUCCAAAGUGGCAAGAGAAAUGUUUAAAGACUUGCAAUGGAAUGGACCCUCUGCUCAGACAGAGGCACCGAUAGGCCAAGACAGCAAGGGCACAGACAGUGAGCAGAACACUGCUUGUCAAGAAGGAGAUGCAGAUGUGAUGGGACCCUGCCCCCCGCUCAACCCUUUUAUGGUGCCAAUAAAACUGUUGAUGCGCAAAUAAGUCGGGCUCAAGAUUUAUAAAGCAAGUGUGCAGAGACGUACAUGCUAUGUCUUCGUCAUGUCUGUGUCCUACAAUAAUAUUUACAACACUCAUUCAGUGUUGAGCCACAUAAUAUUUGGUCAGUGUGUGUGUGUGUGUGUGUGUGUGUGCCAGAGGUUACUGGGUUUGGUUUUGAACCUCUGUCCUGUCUGAGUACCCACAGAAAGUUGGUGUUUAAAUUUCUGGUCAUCUUUUUCACUUGUGCUUUGAUCAGGUAGUUUGGAUAAUUGAGACAGAAUUCUUGUUCAGCAGCAUUUGUUAUGACAGGAAUGAACAGUUUGCAUUUCAGCGUUAUCCAGCAGGGCGCAGCAUGGACCAGCUAAUUCAAAUACUUUUCAUUAGUUUCAUGUUUUCUAUUUCACUUUUCCUUGUUUGCUUUUAGGCAUGUUAAGUCUUCCAUAUUUCACAUGUAUGUUAGUAGGAAAGAUUUCCUUGUAUGGCUGCUUGUGAUUAUUAUGUUUAAUAAAAAUGGGUUUGUAGAAA
Monopterus albus (swamp eel) is the source of this 2070-nucleotide messenger RNA. RefSeq names its product small nuclear RNA activating complex, polypeptide 2 (gene snapc2). The record is from RefSeq and is a predicted model, not a curated record. Gene Ontology annotation, molecular function: RNA polymerase II general transcription initiation factor activity. Gene Ontology annotation, biological process: snRNA transcription. The transcript has a single exon. The coding region runs from base 58 to 1548 and encodes 496 amino acids. Lineage: Eukaryota; Metazoa; Chordata; Actinopteri; Synbranchiformes; Synbranchidae. Gene Ontology annotation, cellular component: nuclear body.